This is a messenger RNA of Protopolystoma xenopodis, 288 nucleotides long. The record is from the annotation of a GenBank genome assembly. NCBI's taxonomy places the organism in Eukaryota, Metazoa, Platyhelminthes, Monogenea, Polystomatidea, Polystomatidae.
ACGAAAAAUGAAGUCGUACCGAUUCGGACAUUCGACGAUCUGCCGGAACGCCAUCAACGUCGUGACUCGGAGGCACGGCUUGCCAAUCCCCGAGCCAGUUCGACUGGCCGGUCACUGCAACUCGACGUGUUCGACAUGACAAAAGCGCGACGAACAGAAGAGCAGUCGAGCUCACCGAGCCCGAUUAGGACCGGCUUAUGCAGCUCAAAUUUCAAGGCUUUGCGACAGAGUUCUCUCGGCCAGUCGCAGACAUUCCAAGCAAAAAAGGGCGCAACUGGGUCAUUGUGA